Messenger RNA from Sesamum indicum (sesame), 3752 nucleotides. NCBI's taxonomy places the organism in Eukaryota, Viridiplantae, Streptophyta, Magnoliopsida, Lamiales, Pedaliaceae. The record is from RefSeq and is a predicted model, not a curated record.
GUACACUCGUGCCAAACACAGCCUUGCAAGAUCACUCAAUUUCAAAUAAUCUCUUUCCCGCUUACGACAUUUCCCUUUUCUCUCCGUUCCUCUGCCUUUCAACCAACCGCCGCAAGUCCAUUCUGCCCACGGCGAGGUGUGAGUUAUAGUGGAUCUUGGCCCUGCAAUUCUACAAAUUAAUACUGCCAGGAUCAGGAACUCGUAUCAAGAAGUAAAAGAAAUGGACAGAGUUUAUGAUGAGCUAGAUGAAGUUAAAAUUGAGGUGGAAAAACUCAGAGAAGAAUGCCGGGCCAAAACUGAGUUGUCUGAAAGUAUGAGGAAAGCCCAAGUUGAGCAACUAGCCAAAAUUCAGCAGGCAAAGUUGGAGAUUGAUAGGUUGGCCCAGGAACUGACUGCCAAGUCUGAGGAGAUAUGUGAGAUGAGGCAAAUGUAUGAGGAACUUCAGUCCAGUUUGCACAGAAAGGACUUGUUUCUCCAGCAGAUCAAUUCUGCAAAUGAAAAACAUCGAGCUGAAAAUGGCGAGAAAAUUCUGAAAUUGGAGGGUGAAAACAGAGAUCUGGCAUUGGCUUUAGAUGAAGCAUCAGCAAGAAUCCAGGAUCUGGAGAAGAAGGCUAGUUCAAAUUCUGAGGAACUUGCUGGUCUUAAGAGGCUUUUAUUGAUUAAACCAGAGAAGAGCUUUGAAAUGCAGAAGAAUGAACUGAAAGAUCUGAAAGAGAGAGAUCAAUACAUACUCAAACUGGAGGAGCAAAGUAGGAUAACUCAAGAUCAGUUGAAAUGGAAAAACGAGCAGUUUUCACACCUUGAAGAAGCACAUCAAAAGCUUUGGACUCAGUUCCAUACGAGUAAGGUGGAGUGGCAGAAGGAGAAAUUCUCACUUGUUGAUGAAAUUUCUUCUUUGCAAGCUACUUUGGAUGCUCAGGUUCGAGUUUCAGAAAGCCUGGAGGCCCAGUUAAGGAUGAGUAAUCAAGCCUUAGCUCAAGAAGAGAGCAGAAGGAAAGUUCUUGAAGUUCAGCUGUCUGAAUCUAGAUCACAAUUUGAGAAUGUCUUCCUACAGUGUCAAGCUGCCAAAACGGAGAUUGAUCAGUUAACCAUGAAGAGGGAUGAAGAGAUUGCGGAGCUACGGACCUUAUUGAGGAAAAAUGAGAUGCUUGCCAAUGAAAUGAAACACAGAACUGCACAACUAGAGCGGGAAAACAGUGACUUGCUAGAGUCCCUGAAAAAUAAUCAAGAGGCUCAGCUUAAUAAUAAUGCCACAUCGUCUUCAUUGAAACAGUUGCAAAACAAACUUCAAGGUUUGGAGAAGGUGCACAAUAAAUGUGCUAUAAACCUCAGAGAUAAGACUUCUCAUAUAGACAAAUUGAAUGGAGAUCUAGACUGUUGCUUAUCUGAGUUGGAUGAGAAAAACAAAAGCAUGAGAGAACUCCAUAAGGAGCUGGAAGAUUGCCGGUGCCUACUGGAGGUGAAGAACGAAGAAAUUUUUGCUUUAAUCGUGGUGUUGAAAUCUGAGUUUUAUGUUGCUUACUCAAAGCUGUAUGAUGCCAAAGAGAAGUUGGAGAUGGGCAUUGAGCAAAUUGAAGAGAAAAACAUGCUUCUAAAUCAGCAGUUGCAAUCAAAGAAUAUGGAACUACUUAAGCUCCAUGCUGAAUUGAAGCACAGAAGUGAUGACAGCGCAGUUUUAAUGGAGAGGGUCCAGUCUUUAGAUUCCUUAAAGCAGAAAGAUAAUCUCAUGGAAGAAGAACUUAGGAGGUAUAAAGCAAUGCUUGAUGAAUCAAAUGAAUGUCAGCAUCGCUUGAAACAACAACUUCUCCAGUUGAAAACUACACAGAGAGAGAACAUAAAAAAUGCUCUAGAUUCAGUAACUUUGGAGCUGGUGAACAGAACUUCCGAAGCUGAGGAAUACAAGUGCGAACUGGAGAAGUGGAAAUCUGAGGCUGAAAUGCUGAAGUUAAAUUUGGAAGCAUAUCAGCAAGCACAUGCACAAGAGAAAACCAACCUUCUUGUCAUUGCGAAAGAUAAAAAUGCCAAAAUUGGUGAACUGCAAGAACAGAUUUCUGCGCUAGAAUCUGUAAUCUCAGAAAAAUCAGAGACAACGGACAUGCUCCAUCAAGAGAAGGAUAAUUAUAUGCGACUUGCUGAAGACAGGAGCUGUAGCAUCCAAAGUUUUCAGAAUGAGAUUGCUCAACUAAAGAAAGAGCUGGCUGAAAGAGAAGCUGGAAAUAGUGCUGUAUUAGAUGCACAUAACACCCUUGAGCAGGAAUAUGAGAGUUUAUCAUUCGAUACAAAAGAGAAAGAUCAGAAAAUACACAAACUUCAGAAGGAGCUGGAAUCAUUGGAUCAAGGCUUAAAGAAGUCCGAGGGUCAGAAAAUCUUAGAGAUUGAAGAGAAAAACCAGAUAAUUGCCAACUUGGAGAAAGAACUGAAUAGUUUGCAGAAGGAAGUGGAAUUUCAAGGAAAAUCUUUGACUGAGUCAAAGCACGUAGCUUUGCAGCUUGAAGCUUCACUGCAAACACAGAAAUCAGAGAUGCAAGAGGUCCAAAGUCAACUUGGGAAGGAAAGCAGGUACUUUGAGGGUCUCCUUAAGGAGCUUCAGUCCCAUAAACAAGCUUUGCUUGAAGACCUUAAGAAAGCAUCCAUUGACCGAGAGGCUUUGCUUGCACAACUUGAGGGUCUAUGUGGACAAAUUGGAGUUUUCUGCGGAGAAGAUGUUGCAUUGAUGGGCAUGUUGGGGAAAAUGUCGCACCUUUCUGAGGAAGUCGGUGAACCAACAAGAAAUCUGUUGUCAAGUGGAAUGGGUGAUGCUAUCUUUUCAGCCUCAAGAAAAUCAAUUCAAGAGGCUAGUGAUGAAAGAACUCCACUGACUGAGCUGAACUGUUAGCUGUUGUCUUAGUGAGGUAAAUGUAUGCAUAAACGCAUGUACUGAUGUUACAAAUGUAAGCUGAAUGAUUGUAUUCAACUCGAAGGAUCAAACUACAAGAUAACAUUAAUGAGAUUCAUGACUACUUUGAGAAAGAUCCAAUUACAUGUGUCUCUUUAUCAUCACCUUAAGCUAUCAUAGUUUCUGCAAUCUGGUUCUUUUCAGUCUCACCUACAUAAUCUUUUUGUACCAAUAAUAAAUAAUGGUUUCUUCUUGAUGAACAACCACCAGAGCAGUCCGUAAUAGCACCAAAUUGGUCAUGUGUGCAUCAAAAUAUGAUGCUAAAUCUGCAUUAAGGCUCACAAUUGUUUCAUAUGCUAAAUCAAUUGGUGUCAUCAACCAGGCUGGCAAGAGCCCUUUCUUGCAGCUAAGUGUACCUGGAUCUCUGCUUUGACCACUCCUUUUGUCACAGGCUUCUCCAAAGGGAAUGUUGGGAUCACCAUCAAAUUGAAGAUAUUGUUUAUACACUUGGCCAGAACCAACUUGAGCUUUGGGGGAAAUUAUGGUAUAUGACCUUUUUAGUCCUUAUCCACUGAUCACCAUGGUUUUGAUGAUCAUUUACGAAUGCUCACAAAGACCUAGUCCACAGUUUCACUAGAAUUUCCCUCAAAGUUAAGUGGAUGAGACAAGUGCGUAAAUUCACCCAAUUGAUCAGGUUGAUUUUCAAUCAUACUACUGUAAAAGUUCCUAAUUUAAUCACAAUAGAAUAACCUUUUACUGAUUCUGAUUUAUCACAUAUCUCUCGGCAUCUUUGGAAUACAACAUAAAGAAGCCAAUAUACAACCAAUUCAAUAAUCCGCCAGCCAAUAUAUCAAUGUCCAUAUGUUUAUCCAAUGAG